Messenger RNA from Pieris brassicae (large cabbage white), 1402 nucleotides. Its product is annotated as brain protein I3-like. The transcript has 2 exons. Lineage: Eukaryota; Metazoa; Arthropoda; Insecta; Lepidoptera; Pieridae. The coding region runs from base 128 to 505 and encodes 125 amino acids. The record is from RefSeq and is a predicted model, not a curated record.
GCGUAUCACUCCAUUAGUUGUUGACGGUUCAUAACAAGUUUUUUUCCUCGAAAUCGCAAAUUAUUUAGACUGUCGUUUAAGUGCAGGACAUUUAAAUAUUAGGCAAUAGUUUUCCUUAAUUGACAUAAUGGAGAAGCCAACAGUUACAGAACAACCACCUCCUUACUCUGCGUCUGUUCCACCAGGUCAGCCAAGUGGGCCAUACCCUCAACCGUCGCCACAGCCUGCAUAUCAAAGUCCUUAUCCUCCACCACCACCUGGAUACACACCAUACAAUGCUCCUUCUAACCAGCCUUACCUACCAAACUAUGGAGCCACAAACAUUAUCAUACCACCAGCUAUCAUAGCCGUUGGAGCCUGUCCUGCUUGCCGAGUUGGAAUAUUAGAAGAUGACUUCACUUGCCUUGGUAUACUCUGUGCAAUUUUGUUUUUCCCUCUCGGAAUUUUGUGCUGCCUUGCACUUAAGAAUAGAAGAUGUUCCAACUGUGGGGCCAUGUUUGGGUAGAAUGUUCAUAUAGUACUUGUAUACUGCAUUAGAAAGGAAGAUAAUAUUGGUCAAACAAAUUAAAUGUUGCAUUCCUUGUUCAUUCGUGGAAUAAAAAUAUCAACAAAUGUGAAUGAACUAAUUACGUCCAUUUAAAACAAGACUACAUGGUGAAUUUUUUAAAUAUCUGUAAUUUUGAGAUUGUUUAGAGAAACAUUCUGUUUUCUAAAACAAGUCUUGUUAACGAACAUAAGUAACAAUUAUAGAAAAAAACAAAGUUGUUAUUAACUGUAGUAAUUAAUCAUUUAUAAAAUCUUUCUUAUAUUUCAUAAGAAAGUUUUUAGUUGAAUUUGAGUGCAUAAUAUUUGAUAUAUAAAGUGCCUGGAUAACAAUUUAUCUGUUAUAGAUAGAUUUUUUAAAUGUUGCAUUCUAGUUUUUAAACAAAAUGAGUUUUUUGUUUGAAUGCAAGAAGAAUGUUUUUGUUUAACAUACUUUGGUUAAAAAACACUUAAAACUAUCAUACUAUAUAGACUAAGUAUGAAAAAUAUUCUCAUAAAAUCAAUGAAAAACCAUAUUGACAUGACUCAAUAUUGGCUGUUUCUAAAUUUUACAACAUAAUAUCACUUUAUGAUAUCAAUUACAUCUUCUCAAAGAUUUAUGUAUCAAUGAUAUAUUUUGUUUUAUAAUUGUUUCUGGUUUAUCAAAAAAUUACUAAGUUCGAUAUGCCUCUAGAAUUAUAAUACUAUUAAUAUGAAUAUAACAGCUAUACAAAAGUUUAAGCAGCUCUUAAAUUUGAGAUUAAAAAAAUUACAUCCUGAUAACAUUUCAUCUCCAUGCAUUUGGCCAAAGUCCUAACAAAAUAAUAGUUAUAUGUAUAACAAAACAAUGAAUAUUGAAUGGCACUGAAGACUAAUCACC